AUUGCAAAAGGGAGGACUGGGGCUGAGUUGCGGACAGUCCCUAGUCCUUUCCCUCCCUUAGUUGAUCCUCUGGGCAAGGUAUAUAGUUCUGGUCUGAACUGAGCUCUCAUCUCAACUCUCAAUAUCAUCACGAUGUUGAACUGCCUCUUCCUCCUGAAGGCACUUCUUGCUCUGUGGUCCUUGGCAUACUGGCUAACUUCAGGAGAGCAUGUGAAAGAAGGAGAAUGCCCUCUGGAUAAGAACCCAUGCAAAGAGCUGUGCCAAGGGGAUGAAUUGUGUCCGGCUGGGCAGAAGUGCUGUAGCACAGGCUGUGGUCGGGUCUGCCGAGGAGAUAUUCCUAAGGGGAGGAAAGGAAAUUGUCCCAGGGUUGUUUUGAAACAACCUUGUUUUAAAAGGUGCAUCACUGAUGAGACAUGUCCAGGAGUAAAGAAAUGCUGCACAUUUGGCUGCAACAAGAGAUGUGUAGCUCCAAUCCUUAAGCAGAAGCUGGAGUUUGGUGGUAAAUGUCCUGCUGAUCCCCUUCCAUGUGAGGAGCUGUGUGAUGGGGAUGCGUCCUGUCCCCAGGGGCAUAAGUGCUGCAGCACCGGCUGUGGCCACGCCUGCCGCGGAGACAUCAAGGAAGGGAGGGGCGGUGAUUGUCCUAACAUUUUGGUGGGCCUGUGCAUCAUAGGCUGCUUGAUAGAUGAGAACUGCCCGGUGGGGGAAAAGUGCUGCAAGUCAGGCUGUGGCCGGUUCUGUGCCCCACCAGUCCUGCCACCCAAACUGACCAUGAACUCCAACUGGACGAUCAAGUCUGAUUCUGAAUUGAGAUCCCCGUGCCCUAACUGUUCUGAUUUGUCCUGAGCUUCUUUGGUGACUCCAGGGGUCCUGUCCUGGUAGACAGUGGAGGAUGACGCCCUGGGGCUUGUGAUACUUCAGGGGACACUCACUGCCCUCUCUCCUCUGCUUCUCUUCCCAUUGCUGCCCUGAGCACAGGAAACAGCCCUGGGGUUGGGCAGUGGAAUUGGUGCUUCUCCCCAAU
Molecule: messenger RNA, 1021 nt
Organism: Choloepus didactylus (southern two-toed sloth)
Lineage: Eukaryota; Metazoa; Chordata; Mammalia; Pilosa; Megalonychidae
Gene: WFDC3
Product: WAP four-disulfide core domain 3
Exons: 6
Coding region: 133-843 (236 amino acids)
Biological process (GO): antibacterial humoral response; innate immune response
Cellular component (GO): extracellular region
Molecular function (GO): peptidase inhibitor activity
Source: RefSeq, a predicted model, not a curated record